Messenger RNA from Ornithodoros turicata, 2445 nucleotides. RefSeq lists its product as uncharacterized. Gene Ontology annotation, molecular function: zinc ion binding; nucleic acid binding. The coding region runs from base 1 to 2445 and encodes 814 amino acids. Lineage: Eukaryota; Metazoa; Arthropoda; Arachnida; Ixodida; Argasidae. The record is from RefSeq and is a predicted model, not a curated record. Gene Ontology annotation, biological process: DNA integration. The transcript is spliced from 3 exons.
AUGUCGGAGGGCAGCAUCGCGCUGCAUAUGUUUUGCGACGCGAGUCCGCGAGCAUACGGUGCGGCCGCAUACCUGGUGACGUUUGACAGGGACGGUCAUUACAGUGCGGAUCUUCUUUUGGCAAAGUCUCGGGUGGCCCCGGUCAAAACGGUCUCCUUACCGAGACUCGAGUUAAUGGGUGCCGUCAUCGCGACCAGGCUUAUGAGAUUCUUACAGACGACGUUAUCUCUGUCCACCGUACCCACGGUGUUAUGGACGGACUCUGAGAUAGCACUCUACUGGAUUUACGGAUCGACGAACGACUGGAAACCUUUUGUACAGAACCGGGUGUCGGAGAUACGGGCUGGUACGGAGCCUAGUCAGUGGCGUCACUGCCCCGGCAAAGAAAAUCCCGCGGAUCUUCUCACGAGAGGCACUUCAUGCCUCCAAUUGCUGAACAACAGUGCAUGGUGGCAGGGGCCCUCGUGGCUUAUGGAUCAAGAGUCUUGGCCUCCAGCGUGGCGUACUCCGGAUGAACCCUGCGUCGAGGUACGAAACGAAACAAAGGCCCAGACGGCGUGCUGCGUACCCAUCUUGGCUACUACUACCCUAAUGGAUGUUGCCAAAUACAGUUCGCUCCACCGGCUGCUGAGAGUUACCGCUUGGGUGUCAAGAUUUCUGCACAACUGUAGGCAUACCACAGCCGAAAGGAGGGGACCUUUGACGGCCGCCGAGGUAGUUGCAGCGGAAACGUACUGGGUCACAGCGGCACAGCGUCAAAAUUUCGGUUCUCAUCCCGCGGUGCACAAGUCCUUACAAAAUGUGUCUGUCUUCCAUGAUGACGAUGGUGUUCUCCGUUUGACGGGCCGCCUUCAGUACAGCGAUUUUGAAGAAACUCAGAGGCAUCCCAUCGUCAUUCCCGCUGACCACCCGUUCACCGCUCUUUUAGUUUUCCGGGCUCAUGUCAGGCUUCUGCAUGCUGGAGUUCAGGAGACACUCGCCGCGCUUCGGGAAGAGUACUGGGUUCUCCGUGGUCGUCAGGCUGUGAAGAGGAUCCUAAAUGGAUGUCGCACUUGCCGACGAGCAAAGGUUCAGGCGUGCACAGAAGUUACCGCUCCGCUACCACGAGACCGCUUGUCACAGUCCGCACCAUUUGAAGUGACAGGCACCGAUUUUGCGGGUCCACUGUACUACAAGUGUUCAAAAGGCGGCGGAAGAAAGUGCUACAUCCUGAUUUUUACCUGUGCCGUCACUAGGGCUGUUCACCUAGAGCUGACGAAGUCUAUGACUACCGAGGAUUUCCUACUGGCUCUUAGAAGGUUCGUAUCAAGACGGGGCGUACCCGCCACUAUAUAUUCAGACAAUUUUCGGACAUUCAAGCGAGCCAGUCGCGAACUCACCCCUGCCUGGUUGUCACAAAACGCUCAGGUAAACGUAUUCCUGACUGCACGACGGAUCACCUGGAAAUUCAUAGUGGAGCGAGGAGCAUGGUGGGGUGGGUUUUGGGAACGCCUGAUUCGCAGUACCAAAACCUGCCUGCGUACAGUCCUGGGUCGAAGCGCCCUCCGCUACGAAGAACUCUCUACCGUUCUCACAGAGGUGGAGGCGGUGAUGAACUCUCGGCCUCUGACGUAUCUGUCCGAAGAUCCAGACGACCUUUCUGCCGUCACGCCGUCACACUUUCUGAUUGGGCAAAGGCUCACCGCGCUUCCGUGUCGCGAACCCGAAGCAGGAACAACAUCUACAGCGCAACAGUUGAGACGCCGGUGGAUGUAUAGGGAAGAAUUGACUCGUCAAUGCUGGAAGAAGUGGGUUAAAACGUACAUCCUCCUCCUGAGAUCGGCCAACGUCUGCAAGCCCGUACCAUCACACAGCGUCGCCGUCGGGGACCUAGUACUCAUUGCUGCAGAGUCAAGGCCGCGAACAUCGUGGCCUCUAGGACGUCUGCAGCAACAACGAAAGAUCAGCCGUGCGUCCUGUACUUGUAGAGGAGGAAUUCUAGGCCGCUGCAAACAUGUUGCUGCUGUAGCUGCCUUCAUCAACAAAUCAGCGGUGAACUCGUGCACCUCCUUUCCGCAGUCAUGGGGCGUUCCAACGUCCAAGCCACAGCUAGACGACAAAAAGAGCAUUGACGAUCUUUUUGGAGGUGAAGGAAAGAAUGCAACAGCUGCAAAACGCAUUGUGCCAGUGCUGCUGUCAGACCUCAUACCAAAAUUUCAAGGAAUGCGAAGUGUGGUCACCAAAGCAAUUGAGCUUGAAUUUGCAGAUGAAGUUGAGAGGGCCUGCCGCAUAACUCUUCAAAGCCUUAUUGAAGCUGCAGCAUCCAAAGUUGAGAAAGAGGACAUCCAUGCUGCACUUCAGGCCAGCGCACAUGAGAGAAGCGUAUUUCAGUGCACAAAUGUGGUGCAGGCUUCUCCAACACUGAGGUUGGUCAAAGAGGACUGGACGCAACAUGUCCCAAUUUAA